AUGUCGAAAGUUGCUAGCUUGCCAGCAACUGAACGGCAGGUGCUUUUGAAUAAAAUUAAGAAAUCUGUUGACCAAACCGAGGCUAUUUGUUCGGAGAGUUCAUGUAAUGGUGAAGAAAGCAAUCAACCAAAAAUUAUUCAGGUAAACGUUCUUUAUGAAGUUUCAUUCAAUUACCUUCUUCAGUCAACCACGGACACACCCCCUAUUAGAACGUCUCAAAGAAAGCUUCCUUUGAACUCGCAACGGCGGCGUCCGAUUACUUCAAAUAACAUUCCCACCAAACCCCUAUUGGCCCUUGCUUGUCCCGUCUGUGAACUCAAAUUCUCUAAUUGGACAAUCUUCUCCAACCAUCUCCACACUGGACAUUCCCAAUCAACCAUUUCUUCCGUUUGUCGUCGUUGUCAUGGCAUUUUUCGGAAUCACGCUCUCCUUUUAGCUCAUGAGUGUUUCAAGUGGGGCCGUAACAAUCUCCCCUGUUCCACUGUUUAUUCCUCUAUCGAGGAUUCCCCUAUUCUCAAAGACUUCGGAUUUCCUUCUGAGGGUAUUUAUUUUGAAAGGCGCUGUGGCCUUUGUCUCACAUCAGACGUGGUUUAUUCAAACUUCGAACAAUAUGAGAGGUAA
Rodentolepis nana is the source of this 621-nucleotide messenger RNA. NCBI's taxonomy places the organism in Eukaryota, Metazoa, Platyhelminthes, Cestoda, Cyclophyllidea, Hymenolepididae. The record is from the annotation of a GenBank genome assembly.